CUUAAUAUGAGCUGGUUGCCUUGGAUUGCUAGCUCUUGUUUUCAACUAAGUGUUCUUAAUACAAAUCGUGUCUCGAUAUGAACAGAAGAUGUGAAGUACGAAUGGUCUCCUACUGAUAGCCCAACAAUGUGAUCUUCUACACCGCCAACUUUAAAGACUGACAGCUGUAGCUCUAAUUGGUAGUAUCAGAGGAAUAACAAGUAGCCUAAUGUCGAAAAGUAUAUCAUCAAACUCAAGAUCAUCUGGAGCCCACUGCACCUGCUGGUCACCAGAAGUGGGAAGAACACCACUGAGACCUUAUAGUCAAGAUAACUGGGAUCAACAGUAUGCAAACACACCCCCAGUCUCGCCAGAAAGGGGUGUUCAAGUAUUUCCAGCCUCUGCUGGUCAAAAGUCUACACUAGUGGUCAACAGUUUAUCAAACACACCAACAUCCUUCCUGUCGCCUCCACCACCAAUAGGAGACAGCAGCAUGACCACGGGGCGAGAUAAAAAAAAGUGAAACUCCAUGAAAAAGAUGGAGAAUCAAGGAGUAAACUGUUAGAAAAUGUGCUGUCUUGUAUUUGUGAAUGCUUCCUCUGUAGUGAAGGAGCUGCUCGUGCCAACAGUACCAGAGGGUUUUCAGAAGAAUCCCUUAAAGAAGCUGAGCACCCCAACAGUACCACAGAACUUUCACACGCACUUUACCCUAACAAAGUUCGUCAGUUCUCCAACAGCGAAUCUAAAAUGAGCAACACAGACUAUGAGACCAGUAGUCGUCAGACUUCACAGCAAUACAUUAAUAAAACAGAUGAAGAUGAUUGUCAUCAGUACCGUAAUUUACCCCCCGAGUUAUACGAGACAAUGAAGAAUGAUAAAAAACCUUUUACGUACACUCCGGGGGGCAUUAAUCUGUUAGAGAUCAAGUCGCCUCGAAUGGCUAAAAGGAUUAUUGCCAACCAACAAGAUCCUGGUGUUGCUGUCAGACCUAAAACUCAGAAAGGGCCUUCUGCUGCUGUGAUUCAGGCUGAGAUCCACGCCUCAGAAAACCUCGUUUAUUCUCAACCAGUAGUCACUCGGCAACCAGUGUUACCAGGAAUUAUAAACAAUGAAAUAUACGCUCCAGGAAACCGCGUUUAUUCUCAAGCAGUAGCUACUCGGCAACCAGUGUUACCAGGAAUUAUAAACAAUGAAAUAUGCGCUCCAGGAAACCGCGUUUAUUCUCAAGCAGUAGCUUCUCGGCAACCAGUGUUACCAGGAAUUAUAAACAAUGAAAUAUACGCUCCAGGAAACCGCGUUUAUUCUCAACCAGUAGCCACUCGGCAACCAGUGUUACCAGGAAUUAUAAACAAUGAAAUAUACGCUCCAGGAAACCGCGUUUAUUCUCAAGCAGUAGGUACUCGGCAACCAGUGUUACCAGGAGUGAUAAACCAACAUUCUAUCUUGUUAAGUCCCAAAGUAACUCAGAGACGGAAUGUGGAUUUGUACUCUUCAGAGAACGCCGAAGGUUUUUAUCUAGCUAAGAACGGAAAGGACCCAAAUCAUGAUAUAUACUACGAACCAAGAGGUGUCGCUCAACCCUGUUUCUUGUGUGUUGCUCAAAAACUUACAAGCACCGAAAAAACGGAAGACAAAAACG
This is a messenger RNA of Limulus polyphemus (Atlantic horseshoe crab), 1618 nucleotides long. RefSeq lists its product as uncharacterized. The record is from RefSeq and is a predicted model, not a curated record. The annotation marks the transcript as partial. Lineage: Eukaryota; Metazoa; Arthropoda; Merostomata; Xiphosura; Limulidae. The transcript has 5 exons.